Agrilus planipennis (emerald ash borer) is the source of this 1771-nucleotide messenger RNA. It is a transcript of the gene Creld, whose product is annotated as cysteine-rich with EGF-like domain protein 2. Bases 160 to 1275 code for a protein of 371 amino acids. The record is from RefSeq and is a predicted model, not a curated record. Gene Ontology annotation, molecular function: calcium ion binding. The transcript has 2 exons. Lineage: Eukaryota; Metazoa; Arthropoda; Insecta; Coleoptera; Buprestidae.
AUUACCGAUCUAACCUAACAUAUUUUAAUAAGUAGGAUAUCGAUACUGAUAAUUGAUUCCCGUAUUAGUAGCAGAAUUUCAGCUAAUAGCUGAAGUCCACGUCUGUUUAUUAUGUAAUGUUACUUCUAACAGUUCGUGUAAUGCACACAAUUUUUUAAAAUGCAUAGGUGUUUUUAUUUCAUUUAUGUUUUAAUAUAUUUGUUAAAUUCAAAUGUUCUGAGUGCAGAACUUGAUUCAAAGAAGCAAACCAAAUUUCCUCCAUGUAGAGCAUGUAAAGUUUUUAUCGAAUCAUUUAAACGGGGAUUAGAUAAAACGGCGAAAGGUAAAUUUGAAGGAGGUGAUGCUGCAUGGGAAGAACAAAAUCAAGGAAGUUAUGCUACAAGUGAAGUGAGACUUGUUGAAAUUCAAGAGCAUAUUUGUUCAGAUGUUAAGGAAGGCAGUGAUCAAUGUUAUUUACUAAAUGAAGAGCAUGAUUUAAUUAUAGAAGAAUGGUGGUUUAAACAUCAGGCUGAAGAACCUGAUAUAUUUAAGUACUUUUGCAUAGACAAGUUACAAUCAUGCUGUCCAGAUUUUCAUUAUGGUACAAACUGUACACCAUGUGACGGAUAUCCUGACAACAUUUGCAGUAAUAAUGGAAAAUGUUCAGGUUCAGGGACAAGAAAAGGUAAUGGUAAAUGCAAAUGUGAUCCUGGAUAUUCAGGAGAAAAAUGUGAAGAGUGUGCUGAAGGCUAUUAUGAAUCAUACAGGGAUGCUACAAAAUUUCUUUGCUCAAAGUGUCAUCAUUCUUGCGAUGGUAAAUGUACAAAAGGAGGGGCAGGAGGUUGUGAAAAGUGUCACGUAGGUUGGAACAGAAAUAGUAACAAUGAAUGUGUAGACAUUAAUGAGUGUGCUACCCUCCGAGCAGCUUGCAGUCCUUUACAAUUUUGUGUUAACAGUGAGGGUUCUUAUAAAUGUCUGGAAUGUGAUAGAGCAUGUUCUGGUUGUACUGGUGACGGCCCCGAUAUGUGUCAACGUUGUGCAAAAGGCUACACUUUAGUAGAUAAAAUGUGUGUUGAUGCUGAUCAAGUACAACGAAAACAACAUGUAUUCAUAACGCGGUACUUGACCUACUUAGGUUUAUGUAUUGCUACUUGUAUUAUUUUUCAACGAAACAUGAUUUUGGCAAGUGUCAUUGGCCUCGCAGUUGCAGCAUAUAUUACAGUAUCAGAGUAUUACCUGGACAAGCCAGAAAUAAAUGCCACAAAUUUAGUUAAUACACUUUUUCCAACUACAUAAACCAUUAUGAUCUAAUUAGGCAAUUUAUAGAAUUUAAGGCAUAUUAGCUAAAGUAAUGAAUGAAUUACAUUUAAGGGAUUUUUGAACGAAAGCAUUUUUAAAAUAUUCAAAAAAUUAGACAUUUUUAUUGAAGAACACAUCUGGGUUUAUUUUGAAUAGCAAAUUACCCAUUAAGAUUGCAAAAAAGCGAGCUAAUUGGUAUGACAUAAGUUUACAUUUAGUGUAAUUUAAUAAACCAUAUUGCCGUAUAUUUGCCACUACAGAUGCACUUUAAGCGUAAUUCAUCCAUUAUUAUUUUAACUAAUUUUAAGUCAAUUUUUGUGAUAUUAAUAAGUGCAAAUAUCGCACACAAUUUUAAGUAUGACUAGUUGCAUACCAGUUUACAUACUUCAGCAGCUAAAUUGGUUUAAUUUUAAUUUAAAUUAUACGUGUUACAUUUUGUAAGGGAAUGUAUCUGAGAAGUAAAAUAUAUGUAUAACUGAAUUGUAUGUGAUAA